Molecule: messenger RNA, 2420 nt
Organism: Larimichthys crocea (large yellow croaker)
Lineage: Eukaryota; Metazoa; Chordata; Actinopteri; Sciaenidae
Gene: irf4l
Product: interferon regulatory factor 4 like
Exons: 9
Coding region: 162-1517 (451 amino acids)
Biological process (GO): immune system process; regulation of transcription by RNA polymerase II
Cellular component (GO): nucleus
Molecular function (GO): protein binding; RNA polymerase II cis-regulatory region sequence-specific DNA binding; DNA-binding transcription factor activity, RNA polymerase II-specific
Source: RefSeq, a predicted model, not a curated record
GCGCAGCAGGUGCGUCCUCCUCAGCAUCCCCCGGCCGUGUCUCCGCCCUCCCGCUGCUCGCUAUAGGCUGGGAGGAUUUAAGCGGGCCCGCCGUAAUGAUGAGGGCUUUCUGAGACUGAUUGAUUUCAAAACUUGACGGGUUUCGAGUUUCGCAGCCAGAGAUGAACGCAGACUUGGAUUACGGAGGCUCCGGGAGCAGCGGCAACGGAAAGCUGCGCCAGUGGCUCAUCGAGCAGGUGGACUGCGGCAAAUAUCCCGGUCUGGUGUGGGAGAACGACGAGAAGACCAUCUUCAGGAUACCGUGGAAACACGCCGGGAAACAGGACUACAACCGGGAUGAGGAUGCCGCGCUUUUCAAGGCAUGGGCGUUGUUUAAGGGGAAGUUUCGGGAGGGGAUCGACAAGCCUGAUCCGCCGACCUGGAAGACUCGGCUCCGCUGCGCCCUGAACAAGAGCAACGACUUUGAGGAGCUGGUGGACAGGAGCCAGCUGGACAUCUCAGACCCGUACAAAGUGUACCGCAUCAUCCCCGAGGGAGCUAAGAAAAGACCCCGACAGGAGGACAGUCCUCUGAGCUCAAUGGGCUUUCAGGUGCACAGCUCGUACCCGCUGCAGACUCAGAUGCCACAGUACAUGCCCACAGCAGAAUGCAGCUGGAGAGAUUACUGUCAGGAGCAGACCUCCCUGCCCGAGCUGCCCUUCACUCAGUGCCCCUGUCCCCCCCGCAGCCUGCCAUGGCAGGCCCCGUCGAUGGAGAAUGGAUAUCAGCUCAGAGCCUCGAUCUACUCGUACAGUCCGGCUGACAGCCAGCCCUCGCCUUUCACGCUGGACGCCGGCAUCAGAUCAGCCGAGGCGCUCUCAGACUACCGCCUGCACGUGUCGGUAUAUUUCCGAGACAGUCUGGUGCAGGAGGCGACCAUCUCCAGUCCGGAGGGGUGCCACAUCACUCCGUGCUCCCCAGAUGAGAAGCAGUACCCGCAGCCUGGAAAUCCUGAGGUGGUCCGUCUGCCCGUGGACAGUCUGUCAGGCCAGAGGAGGGCAGAUGAAGGCCCUGCGAGUCCCUCGUCCCACCUGGACAGGGGAGUGUUACUGUGGAUGACCCCAGACGGACUCUACGCUCGGAGGAUGUGUCCGAGCAGAGUGUACUGGCAGGGAGGACUGUCCCAGUACGGAGACAAGCCCAACAAACUGGAGAGAGAUGUCAACUGCAAAAUCCUCCACAUGCAGGACUGCCUUACAGAGAUCCAGAGUUACGGGCUCCACGGUCGGCCGCUGCCUCGUUUCCAGGUCCAGCUGAAUUUUGGAGACGAGUGUCUGGACCCGCAGAGACAAAGACGGACCCUCACUGUCCAGGUGGAGCCGCUGUUCGCCAGGCAGCUCCUGUAUUACGCCGCCCAGCAGAUGGGCGGCCACUACUACCGCAGCUACGAGCACCCGGGAGUCACGGAUCACAUAAACACCUCUGAGGACUACCAGAGGGCCAUCACACAUCAUCACAGCAGCAGCCUGCAGGAGUGAUCUCAGUGGGUUCAAGUGACUUUUGAAAAGUUCGAGAUGCAGCAAAAAAAACAAAACACGGGAGACCAGGAAACUCUGAGACAAAGAGGACGACGUUGUACAUAAAAUAAUGGACAUUUAGUGACGGUUACUAUUUCCCCUGUAGAGUUCUGUGUGUGUUUGUCAGUGCGUGUGGCUGGAACCAAAGUUGCAGUGUUAAUUUUUUGUUUUUUUUUCUUACUGUAUUUUUAUAUUUUCUAUACCAUGCAAAAAAGAAAAAAAACUGACAGCUUGAUUGUACUGUAGGAAAACUGAUGAAUCUUUAGUGCCUUAAAGGAGAUAGUUUGACAUUUUAGUGAAAUAUUCUUUCCGAGAGUUAGACGAGAAGAUCGACGCCUCACUCGAGGGGGGUCCACAAAGACUGGAAAUAAGUGGAAAAGGUUAGCCUGGAUUGUUUGUUUAAUCGGUACAACAACAAAAACUGAAGUGCAAAAACUUUUUCUUGGAAACUUCCUGGAAAUAAGAAAGCCAAGAAGUAGCCCAGCACAACAACAACAACUCAUGGACCUAACAAAACACAGCUUUGCAGUCUUUGUGCUGCCUGUUUGAGUGGUACUGAUUUUCUUAGUUAACUCUUCUGGAUCAUUUUGUUGCUAGGAGACACUAUCACCAACAUUUAAUAACUUAUGGAUGGAUUGUUGUGCUGGGCUGUGUUUGUGUGGAUCUCUCAGGAAGCUGAUUUUUAGAUAAGCUUGUUAAACUGUGUCAUAUAUUUCAGUUGCGUGAUAUAUUUUUUUAAGUGUCAUAAACCAAAUCUGAGAAAGAGAGAGAGAGUGAAUGUUUUUUAAUGUUCUGAGCUCUUUUUUCUUCUGCCUUUGAAUGAGCACAUUUCUGUCCUUAAAAAACAAUAAAAGUGCAAAAGGA